AAGGACCCGAGCCCGCGUGCCGCAGUAUUCUGGAGCACCGAUAGAUGAGGGAACUGAGGCUCAGAGAGAUUGAGUGACUUGCUGAAGAUCACACAGCUAGUCAGUGGCAGAACCAGGACUGGAACUUGGUCCGUGGAAUCCUGGAAUCUCCGUGCCUACAGGGCCAAGGAUGGAAACUGAGUACCUGAAGAAGUGCUUUGGAAAUUGCCUGACCCAAGCCCUGGCCGAGGUGGCAAAGGUUCAGCCCAGCGACCCAAUAGAAUACCUGGCUCACUGGCUUUAUCAUUACAGGAAAAGAACUAGAGCAGAAGAGAACAGGCAGGAGAAGAUCCAACUAAAGGAGGAACAUGCCAGUAGCCACAAGGAAAGGGAAAUGACAGAAAUCCCAAAGGAAGAGUAUCAGGUGCAACAGAAGUGUAAAUUGUGUCACCAGGAACUGAUUUCCAAAACUGUUUCCUCAUACGGGAGUGUACUCAUGCAGGAAGACUUGAAGCUGCUUGAGGAGGAAGCUUUGAAGCAGGAUUCCUGGAGAGGAACGCCCAGCAUGAUCCCAGAAAUGCCUCAACAGGCUCCUCCUUUGGGGCCUGCUGGCCAGAUUGGCUGGAAGCUGGAAACUCCACAAGAACUAAAUUACCAGGAGGCUCUUCAGUCUGAAGUUGCCUAUGAAAUGCCUUCUGGCUCUAAGUCUACUUCCUAGAUCGUUCAAAAAUUCUUCCCUCAGGCUAGAAGCCAGGGGAGCUUUUACUUAACCCAAGAUUUGGGGAUCUAUGAAAAGUAGACUAUGGAGAGCCUCUUCAACCCAGUCUUUAUCUGAUAGCCGUGAAAACCCCCCUAAUCAUGGGAAGAUUUGAACUAGGUAUAAAAUCAAAUAAACUCUGAGUAAGGAUUUAAAAUAAGUAACUAAACUACUGACAUUUUUUCCUCUUGUUCUAUCUUGUUUUUGGAGACUACACAGUGAAAACACAUCCAUCCCAUGUAUUCAUGUCUUAACUUCAGCUGCAAUUUGUAGUCAGGCCUCACAGAGUAUUUGUAUUACAUGUCCUGUAGUCUGCCUGUGUUACUGAUAGCAGGUGUUUUUCUCCACAUAUGUUACCAAUUUUUUUACACUUUUUUCCAAAUUUUUUUAUUGUGGUAAAAUACAUAUGCUUUGCUGGUGGGAGCACAAAAUGAUGCAAUCUCUCUGGAAAAUAGUUUGUCGGGUUCUUACAAAACUAAGUAUUAAUUUCCCAUGCAACUCAAAAAUCGGAGUAUUGGGCAUUUAUCCCAGAAAAUUAAAACUUAUACUCACACAUUAAUUUGUAUGCAAAUGUUUAUGAAAGCUUUAUUCAUAGUAGGCAAAAACAGAAGUGACCAAGAUGUUUUCUAAAGAACUUGACUCUGAUGUGUUGCUAUCAUGUAAUGCAUGUACUACUCAGCAAUAAAAUGGAAUAAACUAUUAAUACAUGAACAAUUUGGAUAAGGAAAGAAAUUAUGUGGUGUGGAAAGUCAAUAUUACAAGGUUACACACUG
This is a messenger RNA of Nycticebus coucang (slow loris), 1509 nucleotides long. RefSeq names its product DPY30 domain containing 2 (gene DYDC2). Gene Ontology annotation, cellular component: Set1C/COMPASS complex. Bases 170 to 697 code for a protein of 175 amino acids. NCBI's taxonomy places the organism in Eukaryota, Metazoa, Chordata, Mammalia, Primates, Lorisidae. The transcript is spliced from 5 exons. The record is from RefSeq and is a predicted model, not a curated record.